This is a messenger RNA of Seriola dumerili (greater amberjack), 8168 nucleotides long. RefSeq names its product tensin-1-like (gene tns1b). Gene Ontology annotation, molecular function: protein binding. The transcript has 33 exons. The record is from RefSeq and is a predicted model, not a curated record. Lineage: Eukaryota; Metazoa; Chordata; Actinopteri; Carangiformes; Carangidae. Gene Ontology annotation, biological process: fibroblast migration. Bases 306 to 5870 code for a protein of 1854 amino acids.
UCUCUCUGCAGUGGGAGGUCACUUCAUUUCAGACUGGCUCUCAGUCAGCGCGUGGUGGCUGAAAACAACAGCGGGAAUCUCCUGCAUGCAAGCUUGUUUUUUUUGUUUGUUUGUUUGUUUGUUUGUUUUUCUCCUGAUGCCCGCAGUGAUGCCAGAGCUGCCGCGCAGAUCGCAUUGUGUAUUGUGUUCGAGCGGAAUAAAGCCACAAUAAUAACUCUUCAACCACAGAGCAGCGUCGUGAGAGGCAGGGACCGAGCGUUGAGGCGUUGAAUGGGUCUGGACGUGUGCGCCCUGGCUUUGCUCGGAUGGGAUGCACGGUGAGCUUCAUCUGCUGUGAAGAGGACUUUCUGCAAAUGCCAGUUCACCAACAUGAAGAGGAGAAGAAGAAAGAGACUCUGAGGAAGCCAGAGGAAUUGGAGGCUCUUCACUCCCAUACGUUCCGGGUGAAGACUUUCAAGAAGGCCAAGCACUGCAGCGUUUGUAAACAGACCAUCAUCCAGGACGGACUCGUCUGCCGAGUGUGCCGAAUAGCUUGCCACAAGAAAUGUGAAGUCAAGGUGUCUUCGUCUUGUGUCCCAGCAACAAACUAUGAGCUGGCGCCGAGCAGUGACCUCCCUCUCAAACAUGUAGACACCAUGGGCUCAACAAAAUCCUCAAAGAGCAUGGACUCACGACGCAGACCAUCGAGGAGUGCGAGUCUGCUGCAGGCCCUGGACGAGAGCUACGAGCUGGACCUGAUCUACAUCACAGAGAGGAUCAUCUCCGUCUCCUUCCCCAGCAGCGUGGACGAGCAGAGCUACGCCGCCAACCUGCGGGAGGUCGCCUCCAUGCUGCGCUCCAAACACGGUCACAACUACCUGCUCUUCAAUCUCAGCGAGAAGCGUUAUGACAUCAGCCAACUUAACCCGAAGGUGUUGGACUUUGGCUGGCCUGACCACCAUGCUCCCGCCCUGGACAAAAUCUGCAGCAUCUGCAAGGCCAUGGACACUUGGCUGAGUGCGGACAGCCACAACGUGGUGGUCAUACACAACAAGGGCAACCGGGGCAGAACUGGAGUGGUGGUGGCAGCCUACAUGCAUUACAGCAACAUAUCUGCUAGUGCAGACCAGGCUCUGGACAGGUUUGCCAUGAAGCGCUUCUAUGAAGACAAAGUGCUUCCUGUGGGCCAGCCAUCACAGAAAAGGUAUGUGGAGUACUUCAGCGGCUUGCUCUCCGGACACAUCAAGAUCAACAACAAACCCUUGUUCCUCCAUCACGUCAUCAUGCAUGGCAUCCCCAACUUCGAGUCUAAAGGAGGUUGUCGUCCCUUUCUUAAAAUCUACCAGGCCAUGCAGCCCGUCUACACAUCUGGGAUCUAUAAUGUUCAGGGCGACAGUCAGACGAGCAUCUGCAUCACCAUCGAGCCUGGUCUUCUCCUGAAAGGGGACAUCCUGCUCAAGUGCUACCACAAGCGUUACCGCAGCCCGUGCCGAGACGUGAUCUUCAGGGUGCAGUUUCACACCUGUGCAGUUCACGACCUGGGGAUCGUCUUUGGGAAAGAUGAGCUCGAUGAGACGUUCAAAGACGACAGGUUUCCCGAAUAUGGAAAAGUGGAGUUUAUUUUCUCCUUCGGGCCAGAGAAAAUCCAUGGUCAAGGUAUGGAUCUCCUAGAAAACGGGCCGAGCGUCUCGGUUGACUACAACACACAGGAUCCCCUGAUCCGCUGGGACUCCUACGAAAACUUCAAUCAGAACUGUGAGGACACCACAGACGAAGUCAUCCAUACCCAAGGACCCCUGGACGGCAGCCUCUACGCCAAAGUUCGCAAAAAGGAAUCCAUUGAAGGAACAGUCACAGCGAAUGGCCUUCCGCCCACUGCUGUUGAACACGCCCUACCUGCGGUUGACCAUGCCUUAUCAGUGAGCAGCGACUCAGGAAAUUCUACCGCCUCCAUCAAAACCGACCGAACUGAUGAAGCGGCAACAGCCCCUCAGACGUCCACAGUGAGCCAGACACACGUUCCAGUGGUUGAGGAGUCAGCCUCAGUCCAUCACCACGCCCCAGCUGCCCAACAAUCAAUCAGCCCCCAAGAGAAACAGGAGCUGGAGCAGCUGCUGAGCGGCUUGGAGGGGCCCAUGCACCGACAGGGCUACCUGUCCACCCCGCCAUCUACUGUUGGAGGGAUGCUUCACCUGGUGCCUGCCCAGGUCCACGUCAAUGGGCACACUAGCAUUGACCGUGAAACGGACAUUUUAGAUGACGAGCUGCCCACCAGUCAAGAGGGCAACAGUGUGGACAGUCUAGGAACGUUCUCCUCCACCGAUGGAAGGGCUACACCGGCUGAUCUCUACUACCAGUCUGAGCCACUUAUCAAUGGCCAGGACCAUGUGCCGUAUCUGGAGCGCAGCGUCCCAGAAAAGCCUAUGGAAACCGCUCAGCCACAGGUUGGCAGAUCCGACAAACCUGUCACCUUGACCCAAAGCGAUUCAGCCCCGUUAUCGGUUACUUACAUGGCGACCCAGAAUGGCAGUAUGUACCGCUCUCACUCAUUUGGGGCAGAUCCAAAAUCUAUGCCACAAGCUCCCGCCCGCACCACCAGCAGCAGGGAUGCCGUCCAGCGUGGUCUUAACGUUUGGCAGCGGUUCGGUGUACCUGAGGAGCCAGUGACCGAAGGCGUCACUUUUAGUCCUCCUCCUUCUGUAGCAGUGAUCCCCAGCCACCACAGCCUCCCACAGUUCCCUAAUCGCCACAGCGCCUCCCAGCAAGAGAUUGAGCAAUCUAUUGAAACCCUUAAUCUCCUCAUGUUGGACCUGGAACCGGGACGCUCGCAGGUGCCAAAGUCCCAAAGUGCUCCCCUGCGAGAAAACAGUGUUGUAGUGACCACCCAGCCAUCCUUUUCCCAGAGCCAAACCAGGCCCUCCUAUCAGGGCGAUGCCGCCAUUCAUACCCACUUUUCAGGUCCCAAGUCCACCCUGGCCAGCCACUCGUCACCAGCUCAGCUAUCACCUGGGAAGCUCAGUACACCAGAGCUUGCACCUGUCCAGGGAUCUCUGGGUUACACCUCUGAAACCACUGGAACUAGUCCUCCCGCACAAGCCUCCCCUACUGUAGCUGGCCACGCCCAGCUGAAGCCCAUCAACACCUACCCACCAAGCACGCUGUCCCAUUCUGCAGAGGUUUCUGAGCCCCAGAGAAGUCCGAGUGCUGCGUCAGCAUCACCCCAGCCAAGAGUCAGCGAGCCUGAUGAAGUCUUCAACGUUGAAGGUCUGGUGGCUCAAAGAGUGGCUGAAUACUCGGCUCGUGCCAAAAGUGUCAUCCCCAGCAUGACUUCCUCUCAGUCUGAGCACCGCCGUUCUCACUCCCUCUCGGGUGUCCAGGCCCGAGCAGCGUCCUCAGACGAGCCUGCGACUCUGCCUCGUCAUCGCAUCACCAGCGACGGCCACUAUCCAAACGGCCCCGACGACGGCCCUUCUCCUGAUAUCCCACUUCGUUCCCCCGUUCGAUGUGUUUCUCCGGAGUUUGUUAAUGCCAUAGCGCUGAACCCCGGAGGGCGGCCUAAGGAGAGACAUAUGCACAGCUACCGGGAGGCCUUUGAGGAACUGGAAGGAGGCCCCAUUAGUCCUACACCCACAGUUGGUGGUGAGGUGUUUCCCCAAACCCCUGCCUUCCCCAUCUCGCCGCAAACCCCUUACUUCAACCUGUGUCGGUCCCCUCCUGGUCUUGCCAAGACUCCACUGUCGGCCCUGGGGUUGAAGCCCCACAACCCGGCAGAAAUCCUCCUGAAUCAAACAGGCUCAGCACCAAGAAGCUACGUAGAGUCUGUGGCGAGGUCGGCAGCGGCAGGUGGAGAGCCGUCCACGUCACCGCAGAGCCUCAGCCCGCUGGGAGAGGCGACCAGCCAGCAGAGGAGUCCAAGUCCCUCCGCCCACACACUGAACCCACCUUUGUCCAGCAGCAGUCCCAUCCAGACCUCACAGGGUGACCGGCCCUUAACAGAGAGCAGUGUUAGCACUCCGUCCCAACCCACUACUGAUUCAGGCUUCCGCUCCCAGGCUACAGGGAGUGCCUACCCCACUCCCACCCCCUCAUAUCAAGCCGUGAAUACUCCCACCUCCUCCUACCUGGAUUCCAGCUCUCCAGCCUCUUCCUACCUUGGCACUACUACCCCUACAUUGUCCUACCUUGGUCCCAACACCAUCCAGGGGAGCUAUGUGGCCACAGAUCCAAGCCCGCCCACCUCAGAACCCUCCCAGAUCACGCUCAGCCAUGGAAGUCCCCGUGCACAGCACCGGACCAACAUCCUCGGCUCCGCUCACAGUCCUGUCCUCCAGCAGCGCUCAAACGCGAAUCAGGAUGUUUUCAUAAUGGGUCAACAUACAUCACCAGCCAAUGGCUUUGAUGUAGGCAUGCCAGGUCUCAUGUCAGGUGGCAGUCCCGUCCUCGGCCGUCGUCUGUCUCAGGGAGCUCAGAAUAGCCCAGUCCUCAGCAGACAGGCUUCUUUGGGACAGGGGUCUCAGCGGAGUCCGGUCCUCAGCAGGCAGCCGUCCUUGGGCCAACCCCUGCAGAGCAGCCCCGUGCUCAGCCGACAGCCGUCCGUCACACACCCCCAAGGAAGUCCGGUUUUGGGCCGUCACCCGUCUGUGUCACAGGUGUCCCAGAGGAGCCCCAGUCUGGACCGUCACCCUAUGCACAGCGGUUACACCACCCCAGACGAGAGACAUGGGAACCUGUCAAGACAGAGCAGCUCCUCAGGCUACCAGGGACCACCCACUCCCUCCUUCCCCAUCGCGCCUGCAGGCUACCAGGAUGGGGGGAUGAUGGGGAUGGGUGUAGGGUUCAGGCAGGGUAGCCCAGCCCCCGGUUUCCAGCCCCAGCUUCCGGAGAAGAGGCGCAUGUCGAGCGGCGACAGGCCAAACGGAGCCGUGUCCUAUGGCACGCUGAACGGGAAGAUGGUGUCCCCAAUGAGCGGAGGAGGCAAUCAAGGCUACUUCCACACCCUCUCUGACUUCUCCAGGUUCAAUAUGUCUGAUGGAAGUCCUGAGAGCAGGCUGAAUGUCAAGUUUGUCCAAGACACGUCCAAGUUCUGGUACAAGCCAGACAUUUCCAGGGAGCAAGCUAUUGGCCUGCUGAGAGAGAGGGAGCCUGGAGCCUUUGUUAUUCGGGACAGUCACUCGUUCAGAGGGGCCUACGGUUUGGCCAUGAAGGUGGCGUGUCCCCCGCCCUCCGUGCAUCAGAGCAAGAAAGGUGACAUCACCAACGAGCUGGUGAGGCACUUCCUGAUCGAGAGCAGCCCGAAAGGAGUGAAGCUGAAGGGUUGUCCCAAUGAGCCUUACUUUGGCUGUCUGUCUGCCUUGGUCUACCAACAUGCCAUCACACCACUGGCCCUGCCCUGCAAGCUCCUCAUCCCUACCACAGAUCUCACUGAGGAAGCACCAGAGGUCGCAACGACAAAUCCACUGACUGAGCGGCUGAAACAAGGAGCAGCAUGCAAUGUUCUCUACAUCAACUCAGUGGAGAUGGAGUCGCUGACAGGCCCUCAGGCUGUUGCCAAGGCCAUAUCUGAGACACUGGCUGCCACUUCUCCACCUACUGCCACCAUUGUGCACUUCAAGGUGUCUUCACAAGGCAUCACGCUGACAGACAACCAGAGGAAGAUUUUCUUCCGACGCCACUACCCUACCAACACUGUCACGUUCUGCGAUACUGACCCUCAGGACAGAAAGUGGAACAAGCCUGAGGGAGGCACAGCCAAGCUGUUUGGGUUUGUGGCACGUAAGCAGGGAAGCACAACCGACAACGUCAGCCACCUCUUCGCUGAGAUGGACCCUGACCAGCCUGCCAGCGCCAUCGUCAACUUCGUCUCGAAGAUGAUCGCCUCGCAGAAACAAUGAGAGCUGUCUGCAAACCCUGGCGCUUUAUUUUUUUAAAUGCCUUUGGUUAUUUUCUUUCCUUUUAACCACAGACACUUUCUGUUUUGGACAAUUAAGCAUUUGUUUUGAUGCGCCACCUUAUUUUUCCUGCUCUUUUACAUUUAGGCAAAUCUGUGUGUGUGUGCGUGUGUGUGUGUGUGUGUGUGUGUGUGUGUUUGUGUGUGUGUAAGCGAAUGAAAAAAGAACAAGACAGAGAGUGUGUGUGAUGUGUUUGUGUGUAUGCGGCUUGCAUGCAUGUGCUUUUCUUCUUGGACGGACUCCAGAAUGGACCAGAGGAAGUGCAGGAUGGGGAGUGGCUGUGUGUGACGGUGGGACGGGAGGUGAUGUUAAUCUCCCUGGCAGGGUAACUCAUGAACAGGACGAGAGAAUGACAUUGUGUGUGCAAAUGUUAUUUUUUUAGCAAUUGUUUCAUUUUUUAUUUUUUUAAAGAAGAAGUCAAGUUGUGUGAUGUAAAGGUGGAUUGUAUAUCUAUCAGGCUUUUGACUGGUCAACCAAAGAUUUUAAAAAAGUAGUCAGGGCGUGUAUAGUGUGCCAUUGUCAGAGGGUCGGAAGUAUUCUUUUGUAAAACAAAUAUGGCUGCUUAAUCAAAAAAAAAAAAAAUACUGAACUGUUUCUUUCUGUAUGUACUGAUACUGUAGGUCAAUUCAGCACCGUCGCCGUCUUGCAAACUGCGUUCUCGGACAUUUUUGCAGCCGGUGGAGGUCUGUGUAAAUAUUCUAGAUUUAUGCUUUAUGAGUAGGACUGUUCUAGAUGACAAUUGGUGCCUGACUUUUUUUGUAAUGCAGAGCUUUUUAAGAAAAAGAAGAACAUAAAACUCAUACAGGCCGUCUUAAAUAUGCAAAUAGCCAAACUCUGAAAUAAGGUUGUUCUCCAAAAUUCCACAGGUCCUUCCCUGUUUGAUGUAGUAGUGUAGCUGAAGAUGCAACUGAUGUUAUUCCUCUGACGUGCAGCUAGAGUCUGACAAAAUCGGCUGAACCUAUUACUGUAUCCACGUGAGCAUCUGUAAGAACGCUAUUGGAUCAUCAACAGUCAAGUCUCUUGAUUGUUUUGGUCAGACGAGCUUCCUGUCUACCGCCAUCCUCUGUUCAGUCUGCGCAGCACGUAGCCACGCUAUUUCGCUCAUGACUGAAGGGCCCAGAGUUGUUUUGGGAGGACGACCUUUAGAGAAAAGUGUCGUCCUGCUACACCGCUCUUCAGUUUUUCUGCGUUGAAAGUUUUCCGUCAGCCGGCCAAAACUGUUAACUCUCACACCCUACCCAAAAGUAAGCUAUACAUAUAAAUAUACAUAUAUAGAUAUAUAUGAAAAAAACUUCCAAACAGUGACUUAAGAUAUUUAUUUUUUUGCUUUGUUGCUCUAUGUUAUCUUGUAUACAUGUAUUAUAAGGUAUACAUCAAGAUUACUGAAAACGAGAAGAAAAAAUUGCUUUUUAUUUUGGCUAAAGUCAAGAGCAUUGACAUAUAUAAGGUGUAAAGUGUGUGCAUUUAAAAGUGUAUCACUGUUGUUUUUGAAUGUUUUUUUUCACAGCAUUACUUCUUUUUGUUAACAUUCUUGUUUUCUUGGGGAGGCUUUUUGUUGUUGUUUUGUUGUUGUUGUUUUUGUUUUUUUUUCUGUUUCCUUUUUUUAUUUUGUAUGAAAGAUUGUUGUUACUGAAGUCCAAAUUGGAGUUAUCCUAAAGUGAUGCCAACAAAAUUGUUUUAUUAACUUAAACCUGCCUAGAAAAUACAUUGCCCAAGUUUAGCACUUAAAUGUUUUAAGUAUUAUCAGUGUGUUUCUGCAAAAAGACAAGAUAUGGACAUUGACAGACCCAUUUUAUGUCAUCAUUGCAUGUGUGGAGGGAGACUUGCUGGUUCCUCAAUCUCUACAGCAUGGGACUGAUCCUUGUACAUGGAGAAUGAUAAAGUUCAGUCAGCAGCUGCUGCCCUCAUGUGGUGGAGAACUAUCAUUACAACAGAACCACUUUUAUUCUAAUACAGUGUUUUAGCUGUGAUUACGGCAGGUCAAAGGGUAAAUGUUUGAGUUAAAUUCGAUCACUGAGAAAAUGAACUAAAAUAUUAAUUUUUCAAUAAUUUUAAUCCUGAUUCCUGUGCUGAUUUUCUUAGCAAAUUAGUUUUUACUUUAUUUUAAAGUCCCAUUCAAUCUCCUUUCUUUAUGCCCGACACACAAGGAUCAGUUGGCAGCAUGAUGUAAAAUACUUAGAUAAGGGUUAGUUUGGGGGCAUACAUUAACUCAAAUGUGCUUCUUCAAAAAAAAAAAAAAAA